AUGGAAGCGAAAUCCACUCUAUCCCAUGACGAUUACACGGUCGGAUGGAUAUGCACCUUGCCUGUGGAGACGGCAGCUGCGAAGUUGAUGUUAGACGAAAUACACUCCCCUUUGCCUCGUCUACCGAUGGAUCAAAAUAUAUAUAUUUUGGGAAGCAUCAGGGAACACAAUAUUGUGAUUGCUACGUUACCGGGUGGCGCAUAUGGCACUAUAUCAGCUGCAACCGUUGGGAUGCAGUUGCUUUCCAGCUUUCCUGCCAUUCGAAUUGGCUUCCUGGUCGGCAUCGGCGGGGGUGUACCGACCAGGAAUGCAGAUAUUCGACUUGGGGAUAUUGUAGUGAGCCAGCCGACGGACACUUCGGGGGGCGUGAUCCAAUAUGACCUUGGAAAGGCGUUCAGCGGUCAUUUCCAGCGGAUGGGGAUGCUUAACCGGCCUCCCAAGGUUCUCUUAACUGCUCUCGCUACUCUUCAAGCACAUCACCUCACAGAAGAAAGCCGCGUGGUUGAGUUCAUUUCUCACAUCCAAGCCAAAAUUCCGCCGCGCAAGGCUACGACAUUCGCACGACCAACCCAAGAGGAUUUUCUAUUUCAAGUGGAAUAUGAGCAUGUCGCAUCUGAUACUGAUACGUGCCUCAAUUGCGAUCGAUCCAAAUUGUCUCCACGGCCUUCGAGAGAUCACAAGGAACCAGUCAUCCACUAUGGACUGAUUGGAUCAGCAAAUCAGGUAGUGAAACAUGGCAGGCAACGGGAUCGGCUGGCUCGGGACCUAAGGAUAUACUGUGUGGAGAUGGAAGCUGUGGGACUCAUGAAUGACUUCCCAUGCCUAGUCAUUAGGGGUAUCAGUGACUACGCCGAUUCACACAAGAAUAAGGAAUGGCAAGGUUAUGCGGCAGCUGUGGCUGCGGCCUAUGCAAAAGAGCUUCUCUUGGUUAUUCCAAUCGAGCAAGUUACCAGCACCCCGACAGCACGGAACACUCUAGCAGAAUCUGAAUCAUUGCUGAAUAUUGCCUUAUAUACAGCUCACCGCUUCGAUGUCCCAUUAGACCUUACUGCUGUGCCCGUGAUUGAAAACUUCCUGGGACGGCAAGACGAGCUAGAUCAGCUAUGGCAGUAUUUAAAGCCAAACUCUUCCCAGGCACGCAAGGUUGCGAUUCUUCAUGGGCUUGGGGGGAUAGGAAAAACACAGCUAGCGAUUCGUUUCGCACGAGACCGCAAAUUUGAUUUCACUGCCAUCUUUUGGCUGAGUGGCAAGGAUCGAGUCACACUUUUGCAAUCUCUGAGCUCUAUCCUACCCCGACUACCGGGGCAGUCACAGAACACCGAGGCGAGCAAUGAUGAGGAAGUGGAGCAACGAGCUAACUAUGUGUUAAGGUGGCUAGCACUAAAGGACAACUCACGCUGGUUAAUCAUUUUCGACAACAUCGAUCAAUACUUUUCAAUCGACGACGUUGAUGGUGACACAUAUGAUAUUGGGAAAUUCUUCCCUGCGGCUGACCAUGGAUCUAUUCUUCUUACCUCUCGACCUCAAGAUAUAACUGAGCUAGGGAAGCCUUUCCCAGUCCACAGACUUGACUCGAAGGAUACAAUACGACUGCUCUUAGAGAGUAGCCACCUGUUAGAAAGAAAUGCUGUUAAUACCUUGGCUCUUGCCGACCGCCUAGGUGGACUGCCAUUGGCAAUUGUCAUCGCCGGGGCCUUUAUGCGUCAAACCGGAACCAACAUCACUGAGUACUUGCAGUAUUACCAAGAAUCUUGGUCUGACCUACAGCUGCAAUCAAAUCCUGGACGUCAGUACCAGCAAGGCAAUAUGCUACAAACGUGGACGAUCUCAUACCAUGAGAUUCAGAAGCGGGACCCGAAAGCUGCAGAGCUGCUACUGCUAUUUGCUCAUUUCGAUAACCGAGAUAUCUGGUAUGGAUUAGUCAAAGGAGGCUGUCAUAGCCCAGAUGCCACAUCAAAUGAACUCACGUUCAAAAUCAACGUGAAGACUCUCAUCGGAUUCUCUCUUCUUGAGACGACGCAACAAGGGGGAAGUUAUGCGAUGCAUCCAGUGGUACAAAACUGGUGCCUGCAUAUUGCUAGCGCAGACAAAGUUCAUUCGAUCCGACUCAAUAACCUGGCACUGAUAUCCGUUGGAUACACGGUCCCUAGUGCACGUACUCGAAAUUAUUCAGAUCUCCAGCAACGGCUUAUUGCACACGCGAAUUUUGUACGCCAUAGAGAUUGGUCAGGCGACAAUAUUACAGUAUUGGGAGCACUCCUUGGUUUUGGGGGUCUCUACUCUAAUCAAGGGAAGCUGAAGGAGGGAGAGGAGGUGUACCAGCAAGCACUGAUAGGCUACGAGAAAGCACUGGGUCCAAAUCAUACGUCUACUCUCGUGACAGUCAACAACCUUGGUAUCCUCUACUCUGAUCAGGGCAAGCUGAAGGAGGCGGAGGAGAUGUACCAGCGAGCCCUGGCAGGCUAUGAGAAUGAUCCUAUGCCCACGCUCAGUACAGUCAACAAUCUUGGAAAUCUCUACUCUAAUCAGGGGAAGCUAAAGGAGGCCGAGGAAAUGUUCCGGCGAGCCCUAGCCGGAUACGAGAAAGCGCUAGGUCCAGGUCAUACAUCCACUAUUACCACCGUGAAUAAUCUUAGCCUUCUCUACCAUAAUCAGGGCAAGCUAAAGGCGGCGGGGGAGAUGUACCAGCGAGCCCUGGCAGGCUAUAACAAGGCCCUAGGUCCAGAUCAUACGUCUACGCUCGUUACAGUCAAUAACCUUGGGAAUCUCUACAGAGAUCAGGGCAAGCUAAAGGCGGCAGACGAGAUGUACCAGCGAGCAUUAGCAGGCUAUGAGAAAGCACUCGGUCCAGAUCAUACGUCAACGCUUAAUACAGUCAACAACCUUGGGAAUCUCUACAGAUAUCAGGGCAAGCUAAAGGUGGCAGAGGAGAUAUACCAGCGAGCACUAGCAGGCUAUGAGAAAGCACUCGGUCCAGAUCAUACAUCCACUCUCAACACAGUUAACAACCUUGGCCUUCUCUACUCCGACCAGGGCAAGCUAAAGGCUGCAGAGGAGAUGUACCAGCGGACACUAGUGGGCAAGGACAAGACUCUUGGUCCAGAUCAUACGUCCACACUUGAAACUGUCAACAACAUUGGCCUUCUCUACUCUAAUCAGGGGAAGCUAAAAGAGGCAAACGAGAUGUACGAGCGAGCACUGGCAGGCUUUGACAAGGCCCUGGGUCCAGAUCAUACGUCCACACUUACCACAGUCAACAAUCUUGGGAAUCUCUAUAAGCACCAGGGACGGCUGAAGGAGGCAGAGGAGAUGUACCAGCGAGCCCUGAGAGGCACGGAGAAGGCCCUCGGUCCAGAUCAUACGUCCACUCUCGAGACAAUCAACGGCCUUGGUAAUCUCUACAAAGGUCAGGGGAUGCUAAAAGAGGCAGAGAAGAUGUGCUACCGAGCACUGACAGGCUAUGAGAAGACCCUCGGUCCAGAUCAUAUGGUCACUCUCAAUACAGUCAAAAACCUUGGGAAUCUCUUCAAAGAUCAAGGGAAGCUGAAAGAGGCAAAAGACAUGUACCAGCGAGCACUGGCAGGCUAUGAGAAGGCUCUAGGUCCAGAUCACAGUAAGAUACGGCGAGUUAUGGAGAGAUUAAAUGGGUUAAGCAUUGCAGAUUGA
This is a messenger RNA of Penicillium canariense, 3666 nucleotides long. RefSeq lists its product as uncharacterized. Gene Ontology annotation, molecular function: catalytic activity; protein binding; ADP binding. Gene Ontology annotation, biological process: nucleoside metabolic process. The record is from RefSeq and is a predicted model, not a curated record. Bases 1 to 3666 code for a protein of 1221 amino acids. The transcript is spliced from 4 exons. NCBI's taxonomy places the organism in Eukaryota, Fungi, Ascomycota, Eurotiomycetes, Eurotiales, Aspergillaceae.